AUGGCUGACAUCCUAGGUGAUCCUCCCAUCGAACAAGAUAUUGAUAUGAUCGAUGCACCACCUAAUUCGGAGAUGCUGGUCAUCGAUGAGAUUGACCCCGCCAUCAUGGAACACGAGCCUCGAGCAUCCCCAGUAGAGGAACUUGAGAGCUUCUCCGUAGACCUCCGAGACCCAUCAAAGGUGCUGAAGAGCUUGCCCAAAGAUAGCUUUCUACUCCCAAGGAUUGACCAACUAGUAGACUCCAGGGCUGGGCAUGAGUUGUUGAGUUUCAUGGGAAGGUUAUUGAAAUGGGCGGUGGAACUCAGUGAAUUUGACCUUGUGUUCAAGGCUAGGGCAGCCAUAAAAGAGCAAGCCUUAGCUGACUUUGUGGCUGAAUUCGCCAACCUACCCGAGGUGGAUGAAAUCAUGGAACCUGCCGAACCCCCCAUGUGGAAUCUUUUCGUUGAUGGAUCGGCUGGGCAUGUUGGCUCCGGUGUUGGGGUUGUCCUCAUCAACCCCGAAGUUCACAAACUCACCUCGAUAGUGAGGUUCGGAUUCAAAGCUACCAGUAACGCAGCAGAAUAUGAGGCACUUCUUCCGGGCCUCAGGCUAGCCACCAAAGUGCAAAUCCCCCGCAUCAAAAAUGCGCAUGCGGAUGCACUCUCGAAGCUUGCUAGCAGCAAGGACUCAGAGCUACUCACAGUAGUACCUAUUGAGCACCUUCUCCUACCUUCGAUCGAGGCCCCAACUAGGAGCUUCUCGUCCCCACUCCAACGGUGCGUUGGAAGAGAAGAGGCUACCUACAUAUUGAGGAAAAUCCACGAGGGCGUGUGCGGCAACCACUCUGGAGGUGUAUCUCUAGCACAAAAAAUAUUGAGGCAGGGGUACUAUUGGCCUACCCUAAAGCGGGACGCCCUCGAGUUUGUUCAAAAAUGCGAUAAAUGCCAGCGCUUCUCUCCAGUGCAGAGACAACCAUCGCAGGAUUUGAUCACCGUCUCUAGUCCUUGGCCUCUCUCAAAAUGGGGUGUGGAUCUCAUAGGUCCCCUACCUAAAGGUAGAGGAGGGGCAAGUUUUGCAUUUGUGUCUAUUGAUUACUUCACAAAGUGGGUCAAAGCCGAACCACUAGCAAAAAUCACUGAAGCCAACAUCUCCAAGUUUUUAUGGAAAAAUAUUAUUUGCCGGUUCAGAAUUCUCCACUCAAUUGUCUCAGACAAUGGCAGACAGAAGCUUGAUGUAUCAAAAAGGGCUUGGGUUGAUGAGCUACCCCAAGUCCUUUGGGCGAUCCGAACCACCACUAGGACCCCAACAGGAGAAAUGCCCUUCCUCAUGGCAUUUGAAACUGAGGCGAUGAGCCCCGUGGAGGUCGGACUUCCAUCCCCAAGACGUCUGCACUUCAGCGAGAUAACUAACGAUGAGCUUCGGAGGCUCGACCUCGACUUCAUCGACGAAAGAAGAGAUGACGCCCAAUUGAAUCUCGGCACAUAUCAAAGAAAGAUGACAAGGUACUUCAACUCGAAAGUCAAGAAGAGGUCAUUCCGAAUCAAUGACCUUGUACUCAAGAGGGUAUUCCAAUCCUCAAAAGAGCUCGGUUCUAGUUCCCUAGGCCUGAAAUGGGAAGGUCCAUACAAAAUCAAAGAAGAGUUGUUCAUUCGCUUAAUUCCGAGGGUCAUUCAGUUCAUUCGUGUUCACUCACUUAAGUUCGAGGCUCAUUCAGUUGUUCAUUCGCUUAAGUCCAAUGCUCAUUCAGUUGUUCAUUCACGUAAGUCCAAGGCUCAUACAAUUAUUAAGCUUAAGUAA
This is a messenger RNA of Olea europaea var. sylvestris, 1776 nucleotides long. RefSeq lists its product as uncharacterized. The transcript has 7 exons. Gene Ontology annotation, biological process: DNA integration. The record is from RefSeq and is a predicted model, not a curated record. Gene Ontology annotation, molecular function: nucleic acid binding. The coding region runs from base 1 to 1776 and encodes 591 amino acids. Lineage: Eukaryota; Viridiplantae; Streptophyta; Magnoliopsida; Lamiales; Oleaceae.